AUGACGCCGUCCAUCGUGGACGGCUUGCGCAAGGUCGAAGCCGAGCAGGACGAAGGCCGCCGCGCCACCGCGCAAAGCAAAGACGCAUCUGCGGCGGCAAGCAGUGAACCCUCCCUCGAGGAUCCCGCCGUCGGCAAACCCAUCUCCCAUGGCCAGAUUGUCGACCUAUGGCAAAAGCUACGGCCGUCAUCAAACCUCGAGCAACUCCUCCAAGGCGCCCGCGUCUACAUCCCACCUCCUCCACCAAAGCCUGAACCAUCCGACGAAUACAAAGCGCUCAUGGCCCGCCUGCGCCGCGAAGAAGCCGCCCGCGCCUACGAGCGCAUGGUCAACCCGCCGCUGCGAUACGAGACGUUCGACCAACGCUUCCCGCACGCCGGGCAGUCCUUUGCCGAGGCCAACCGCGUCACCAAUAAGGCGGACCUGGGUGACGACGAGGUCACGUACAACGAGGUCCACCGGCAGGUGAUGCUCAUCAUCAACUUCCUCGCCAGCAUCCUCGGCGUCGCGGCGACGCUCUGGGUCACGGCGCGGUGGUGGGGCCUGCCGGCGCGCAUCUUCCUGACGCUCGGCGGGAGCAUCGUCGUGGCCGUCGCCGAGGUCGGCGUGUACCAGGGCUACGUGUGGAGGAUGGGGCAGGCCAAGACGAAGCAAAAGGCCGUCAGGGAGGUCAAGGAGGUGGUGCAGACGUGGGUCGUGGGCCAGGAAGAGAAGACGGGCGAGGAGCCGCUGCUGUUGAAGACCAAAGACGAAGACGCCGACGGUGGCGUACGGAAACGGGCGACGGCAGCCGCAAAGCCGGACACAUAG
Molecule: messenger RNA, 810 nt
Organism: Purpureocillium lilacinum
Lineage: Eukaryota; Fungi; Ascomycota; Sordariomycetes; Hypocreales; Ophiocordycipitaceae
Biological process (GO): vacuolar proton-transporting V-type ATPase complex assembly
Cellular component (GO): endomembrane system
Source: RefSeq, a predicted model, not a curated record